This is a messenger RNA of Penicillium malachiteum, 1557 nucleotides long. Its product is annotated as fungal specific transcription factor domain-containing protein. NCBI's taxonomy places the organism in Eukaryota, Fungi, Ascomycota, Eurotiomycetes, Eurotiales, Aspergillaceae. Gene Ontology annotation, biological process: DNA-templated transcription. The record is from RefSeq and is a predicted model, not a curated record. Bases 1 to 1557 code for a protein of 518 amino acids. The transcript has 4 exons. Gene Ontology annotation, molecular function: zinc ion binding; DNA binding.
AUGGGUCAUUCCCCACGAUUUACGUCGGAUGAGCAACGAUUCGUCCAACUGCAGGAGGAAUUGGCGAGAUGUCAACAACUUCUAGAGUCAGAGAAGGCUCAAAAUGGAGUUCUUAACCAUGAGCUUUCCAACAACAAGCAGACUAUAUCCUUACUCGAAAAGGACUUGCUGAAUCCAAGAUUGGCUGAGCGAUCUGCAUCGCGACAGAAUAAGUCGCGCCAGAAUGAGGAUCUCACAUACAUGAUCAAACACAUGGGUCGUUUGGUUCAUGAUGAAAUGGGCGUUGGACGAUUUGCAGGAUCAACCACGGGCAUUCAUUUUGUUUUAACGGUUGAACAGCAAUGUCAGAAAGUAUUGAAUCUGCCCACUGGCUUCCCCGAGAGCUGCUUUCGACUCUUCCUUGCUCAAACAUCCCCCAUAAGGCAGAAUUGGAUCACAGACAUGUCGGUAGGCGACAAAAGUGAAUUCCUCGGGUCUUUCAGCAAUUCGUUGUCAUAUUACCUUGACCAAGCCGAUCGUUUCAUCAAUGAGUGGGAAGCAUACUGCCCGGUUCUCGUGCGAAGGCAAUUGAUGUCAGAUAUUCGACAUACUAUGGAGACACUUCAUGGCUCACUCAAUUUUCAAGAACUUGAUCCCGCAAUGCUAUUGACGCUGACAGUGAUCCUGAUCAUCAACGAGCUUGACCUCGACAGUGGUCAGCAGACCUCCAGCCACUACCGCUAUCUACACAUGGCAGGUACAUUGAUUAAUGAUAUCAGAGCGCGUGGUGAUAUAAAAGGCUUACAAGCUUUGGCCCUUUGUAGCCUCUAUUAUCAAUUAAGCGGUGAUUGUCUUGGAAUGACAAGAAUAAACGGCAUAAUGGUGAGUCUUGCGCAAUCGCUAGGUCUUCACCGUCAUUCUAGACGUUUCAAAAUGAAGCCAUGUGAAAUAGAACUUCGAAAGAGGUUGUGGUGGUGGAUCUAUUCGUUCGACAGCGUCACCUCCUUGAUUCAUGGACUCCCAAGCCUUAUCAAUGAUGUCGAUGUUGAUUGUGAUAUGCCUACGGAUUGCCAUAUGGAUGACCUGGAUGCUGCAGAACCCUCUCAUCCUCUACCCGGAGAACGAACUGCUGUCUUUCUGUUUAUUCAAUAUGUAGCACUUGGAAAAAUUCUUUCCCGGAUCCGCGAAAUGCUUUAUACAACUACGCAACGGCGAAACGGUGCCACCAAAAUCAACGACUUGACAAUGGAUCUAAGGAUGUGGAACCAAAAUCUGAAAAUGACUGGGAUCAUUUUCGAUAUUGGAACCAUCCCAUCGCCGUUUCUCAGCAAUGAAUCUGCAGAUGACACCGAAAGAACAGUGCUCUGGCUUCAGUUGCUAGCAAAUAUCGCAAUGGUGUUGAUAAAUCGGCCAGGGCUGUCUUUUGACGACACCACCGUGGAGUUUGCUAACUGUCUUCGAGCAUGCGUCGCAUCUAGCACGGUUAAUCUAUUGCUACUCAAAGAGAUCCAAGCUCCAAAUUGGCUCCGAAACCCGAGUCUAAAGGGUGUCCAGCUCUCGAAGCUAGCAUGGACAUGA